This is a messenger RNA of Mytilus trossulus (common blue mussel), 1629 nucleotides long. RefSeq lists its product as uncharacterized. The record is from RefSeq and is a predicted model, not a curated record. NCBI's taxonomy places the organism in Eukaryota, Metazoa, Mollusca, Bivalvia, Mytilida, Mytilidae. The transcript is spliced from 2 exons. Bases 136 to 798 code for a protein of 220 amino acids.
CUCACAGUUACUGCAGCGAGUGCUUCAACAGUGAUCGUAGUAAUUUCGUUGAUUAUUUGCAGUGUCUUAAGAAAAAGAAAACAAACAGAAGUUCAGUCUGGAAAUAUUAAGAGAAAUGGAGAGUUUGAAAUUGCAAUGGAAGUUAUGUCGAAUCAAACACCCAAAGAUUGGACUGACUUCAGAUCAUACGAGCCACCUUGGGAUUUAGAUUCUAGUGAAUAUCACAUUCCAUCUGAAGUCAAUAAUACAUAUCAGACACUUGAUUUUACCGUACGAAGUCACGUGACUCCAAAAUUUGCGGCGGAAAAUAACUACUCUGUUGCCAACUUUGCAAAUAUCACCCAAAAAGGUGAUCACUUUACAAAAGGCAAAGCUGCUAUGUUUAAAAUGAAGGACAUCGGAGAUGAAAGUGGUCGAAAUCUACAAAAAACACCCCUAUUUAACCAGAGCCCAUCGACCAAGACGAUACCAUCAGAAGAGACCGUUGCAUAUUGCGAUACAGCAAUUUUCCAUCAAGAGUUUUUAUAUGAUGUCCCCAAAAACUUAAUUUUUGACGCAGUUAGAAAUCCGAAUAAUAAUUUCACAGGUGAACAAAAGGCAGUUGCGAUUAUUCCUUCUACGGAAUUAAACCAAUUAAAAAGUACUCGUAUUUUAAAAGAUAAAAAGGAGAAUGCAAUGGAUUCCUUCAAAGAUAAACUCAAUAUGUCUCUAUCAAAGAAACAAUUUCGCCAACCAAAUGCGUAUCCUCUGAUUCCUUUUCCUCCGUCUGAGACUGAAAUCUACUCUUUCGCAAAAUAAUGGAACAUGAUAUUUUCGUAUCAUAUUAACUUCAAUAUUUGGGGAUAAAUAUUCCCAGUAAUCUUGUGAUGAUUGUUUCAAACCUUCAUGAUAUUUUAUGAAAAUGUAACAAAUAUCCAGUAGGAAAACCAAAGUUAUGUUUUCCAGAACAAAAAUUAGUAACAUUUUACUCACUAUAUUUUUAAUGAUUUAUAAACAAUAAUAACAAGUUUGGAGACAUCGUGAAGAUGAUCAGGUAUUGAAAAUCAAAAACAGAUUCGCAAUAAUUAGAAAAAAAGGGAAAUGAAGAUAUCAAAUGUCACCAUUUCUAAUAUUGUAAGAACGUCCUAUCAUGCUCCACAUUAAAUAUCAGUCUUAGCUGAAGUUUAGGCGCAAUUGCAAGUUUUAUAUCGAUCGGAGUUGUAUGAUGUAAAUUUUACUUUUAGCAAGGUUUAACGGGAAAUGACAAUAAAUAUGGGAAACUAUAUAAUACUUCACAAGACUUUAAAAUAAUUUGAAAUUUCAAAACAUUAUUUUAUCAAAACUGAAAUGACUUUUGGUAAAGAUUCAAGCAUAUCAUAUAUUUCUAAAUUCAUGUAAAUUAAUUAAUAUUUUGAAGCUAUACGGGCAGGUAAGAAUCAGUUCUGUUCAAAGGGACAUUCAAAAUCAUAAGUCAAAAAUAAAUAGCAACGCCACGGCAAAAGAGAUAAAAGACAAAAUGACAAAAUGACAAACAUCAGCAUAUUAAACACAACAAGGAAAAUUCAAGACUAAGCCCCAGAAAUAGGGUGUGAUACAAACAGAUUUAAAAAUCUUUCAAGUCAAUGCGGUCCUCAAACAAAAUAAAUAAAC